Molecule: messenger RNA, 544 nt
Organism: Vicia villosa (hairy vetch)
Lineage: Eukaryota; Viridiplantae; Streptophyta; Magnoliopsida; Fabales; Fabaceae
Product: histone H4
Exons: 1
Coding region: 49-360 (103 amino acids)
Biological process (GO): nucleosome assembly
Cellular component (GO): nucleosome
Molecular function (GO): protein heterodimerization activity; structural constituent of chromatin; DNA binding
Source: RefSeq, a predicted model, not a curated record
UAGUUGCCUCCGAUAGUAUCAAUCAGCUAACAAAGCAUCAAAUCAAGCAUGUCUGGAAGAGGUAAAGGAGGAAAGGGUCUGGGUAAGGGUGGAGCAAAGCGUCACCGCAAAGUUCUUAGAGAUAACAUUCAAGGAAUUACGAAACCUGCUAUUCGUCGUCUUGCUAGGCGUGGUGGUGUGAAGCGUAUUAGUGGUUUGAUCUAUGAAGAAACUCGUGGUGUUCUCAAGAUAUUUCUCGAGAACGUUAUUCGUGAUGCUGUGACUUACACUGAACACGCUCGCCGUAAGACAGUUACUGCUAUGGAUGUUGUUUAUGCGCUCAAGAGGCAAGGAAGGACCCUUUACGGUUUCGGGGGUUAGGGAAUUUUUAAUGUAAUACUUAGAAUUAGUAAUUGGUCAUCCGUAAUGGCUUGUUGAAUUAAUCUCGGUUUGUUGAGUCUUAAUAGUAAAGUAUCAGUUCUUAAUUUGGGCUUUGUUUAUAUAUUUGUUGUUCAACUAUUGUCACAGCUCAUCUAAGUUGAUUCCAAAAUUGAGUAUUUCUUUA